Pestalotiopsis fici W106-1 is the source of this 513-nucleotide messenger RNA. RefSeq lists its product as uncharacterized. Gene Ontology annotation, molecular function: DNA-directed RNA polymerase activity; protein dimerization activity; DNA binding. Lineage: Eukaryota; Fungi; Ascomycota; Sordariomycetes; Amphisphaeriales; Sporocadaceae. The record is from RefSeq and is a predicted model, not a curated record. Gene Ontology annotation, cellular component: RNA polymerase III complex; RNA polymerase I complex. The transcript has 3 exons. Bases 1 to 513 code for a protein of 170 amino acids. Gene Ontology annotation, biological process: DNA-templated transcription.
AUGCCUGCCCGCGCGAAGAAAGCAGAGGUGUCCGAAGACACCAGCAUGGAGGAUGCUCCCCCGUCGGCGCAGCAAGCGCAGGAGACUGGCGACGAGAUGCAAGAAGAUCCUUUCGAGGAGGAGGAUGGAAGAGCCGAGGAGGAAGAGGAGGUUGUCCAGAGAGUCAGGAUCCUACCCGGUUCUUCCGCUACUGCUGCUUCUUUCGAAUUCCUCGAGGAGGGUCACACAUUGGGCAACGCCUUGCGAUAUAUCAUCAUGAAGAACCCUGAUGUCGAGUUUUGCGCAUACGCUAUCCCUCACCCUUCAGAGGCCAAGAUGAACAUUCGUAUUCAAACAUAUGGUAUGGGCUUUCCUGCUGAUGAAUUAUCUCAAGAGCUAGCUAUUGAUUUCAAUACAGACACAACGACAGCAACUGCUGCUCUGGCCAAGGGCUUGAAGGACCUGGAAGAUCUCUGUGACGUUGUGGAAGACAAGUUCUGGGCUGCACGAAACGAAUUUGUGGCAGCGCAAUGA